Molecule: messenger RNA, 2339 nt
Organism: Pocillopora damicornis (cauliflower coral)
Lineage: Eukaryota; Metazoa; Cnidaria; Anthozoa; Scleractinia; Pocilloporidae
Source: RefSeq, a predicted model, not a curated record
GAGAUGCAAAAAAUAAGCCGUAAAGCUUUCGGUAAAGUGGUUCUUCUACCUGUUUUCGCUGAUUCGUUGCUUUCACUAUGACGUCCCCAAAUGAAUGAAACUUCACAAAUACCGAGGGUAGUUCAUUGAUCACAAUUUGGACGCUACACGUACCUACAAGUUUACUCAGUUAAGAAUUGAAGCGAAUCUGUUGCUAUAGCCUUUUUACUUGUUGUGCGUAACGGAGAUGAUUAUUAACACCCCACUGGUUUAUUUUAUUCUUAGGAAAUAAUUAAAUAUUUCGUAACAACGACUAAGAGAAAAUACAUAAAAUCAAAACUGUCCUGAAAGAAAAUUUGCGUCUGCUUCGCAGUAGACCGUCCAUAUUUUGCACAGCAAGUGAAUCGCGGCCUUAUCAACAUCACCGGUAAACAAAAAGCCGGUCUUUAACAACAACUUAAUUGCGUCAAAUACUCAGCGGUUUACAGCCCUCAGGGUGAAAAUAUUUUUAACAGUCAUAAACAUUCUUCUCAUCGAAGUUUCGAGGCGUUUGAUUACAAAAAAGUCUCGGAAGGAAACCAGCUCCGAUCGUCACAUUACGUACGUAAUUGGCUAAUUUAGGCGCUUGGUUUUCAUGAGCAACUAGAUUGAAACUUUUCUGCUGAGUCCGCUGCCAGUUUGCUGUUUAACAUGGUCACUUGUUUGAAAUUAUUAGCUGUGAGUCUUUGAUUCUGACUUGGACGAAAAGAUUGUGUUUAGAUUCAUUGAACCAAAAAUAUCCUCGCCACCUGAAGCCUCAAACAAGAAUGACAACGUUUACAUGGAUAAAGAUCUUUGCAGCACUGUUUCAACUGAUUUCGUCGGCAGCAGGUUCGUGUUCUGACACUCCCGUUGGUGUUCGCGAUGAACUGAAAGUGAUACCUAACGAUAGCAUGACUGCAGGCUCGGCGCUCACUGAUUUUCCAGCCGAAGAUGGCCGCCUGGCUGGAACUGGUGCCUGGUGUCCUCAAACAAAUGGUGAUGACAGUCUUUUAUAUCUACAAAUAAGCUUGGGUAAAAGCUACGUAAUAUGCGGCGUCGAAGUGCAAGGAAAGCCUAAUGCCUUAGAGUCUACAAACUUUACGCUGCAGUCUUCAACAAACGGAUCAGCCUUUACUGCCAUUGACUCAGGGAAGGUAAAUACCUUUCAUGCCUCGUCAGCUGGUGGUGAUGUCGCUACAUUCCAUAACCUGACAACAAACGUGACUGCGACACAUCUGCGGUUUAUACCAGUUUCCAACCUUACAUGCCUAAGGGUGGAGAUUUAUGCUGUUCCAGAGAAUGUUACCGUCACUUGCCAAACGUCCAACAUCUUGGUAGCAAUUCAAAAAUCAUUAUUUACUGAUUCUGACGCUUCUUUCGCCGCGACUGACCUGGCUCUCAAUGACAGAAAAUGCAAAGCUACGAAUGGUUCAACUACUUUCGACUUUGACAUUACCCUUGGGACAUGUAAUACUGAGCUCACUAUCUCAAAAGAUGAAGAAAGAUCAUUUUACCACAACAUGGUCUUUAAUACCGCAGAAAACGAAACCGAGUUUAACAUCAUUUGCUCAUACGUGCGAACGCCGACAACUGCUUCUAGCAGUGGUGCUCUGACGUUUACUAUGAACAUCUACAAGGAUGAAAAUCAUCAAAACCUUGUUAAAAAUGAGGUGAUCGAUUUGGGACAGAAAUUAUAUUUCAAAAUCGAAGUUCAAACCACAAGCAGUGACAUUGAAUUACAUCUUACCCAGUGCAAGGCUACAUCCACAGAUAACGUAAACGAUGCUAACAACUAUACAUUUAUUCAAAGCGGUUGCCAUGUUCAAAGCGAUCAGUUUGUGACGGAUUAUAAUUGCUCAGCAACUCCUAACAACUCUCAAACGUUUACCUUAUCCGCGUUCCGCUUUGCUGGUAGAAGUGCUGGUGACCGGGUUUAUUUCCACUGUAAUGCAUUGGCAUGCUUAAUAAGCAAUACUGCAUCCACUUGUGCUACGCAAUGUGGUGCUUGCACAAGCAAACGGAAGAGAAGGAACUUGGAAGAGCAAGAUCCAAAUGAGGUGCACUUAGUUCUCGGACCAUUUACUAUCGUUGAAGAAGGCGAUACCACCAAGCCUAAUAAAGCCGAUGAAAAUGAUGGAGUAGAAGAUUCAAACACAAUCCAAAAAGACAGCGAAAACUUUCCCACGACCAAGGUGGUCAUCGUGUGUGUGGGCGCCAUUGUUGUCUUAGCAAUAAUAGUAGGCUUGGUGGUAAUGAUGAGGUUCUCUAAAAGUGCUCGUGGGCCCGCUGUGAAAAAUGUCACCGCUGACCUAUCUCAGGUUAAUGCAGCCUUCGACGAU